AUGCCUCCUCAUGUUCCUCGCAAGCGACUGCGUGGGUCCCCUGGUAGUGAGGAGUUCAAAUCUGGAGCGGGCGCAAAGCAAACGGCCAAGCCCAGCAAGCGGAAGUCUACGCUGUACGAUGACUUGGAUGCGGUCGCGACGCCGGCCUCGGCAAAGACUUCUGAAUCCUUAUUCCAGAGUGUUGGCGAUGAUACUGAUAGCUCUUUAUCUUCAUUUUCCGAUGAGGAUUUCGAGGAUGUGCCCCUUGCAAAGCGACCCAAGGUCAAUCCAAAUGUCUCGGAUGACGAUGACGAAGACUUUGAAUUCGAAGAUGUCGAGGCUCCAGCUCAAUCCAAUUCAAUCGUUCCAGUUGUAUCCGGAGACCUUGAGCUAACCUUGAAUAAAGACACGAGACUGUCACUGACAAACGUGUUCGGGGAUAAGAAAGGGCCGUCAAAACGUGAGCGAAAGGUGCGGAAUGCCACACAUUGUCUUCAUGUUCUUUCCCUCCUUUGGCACAAUGCUGUACGAAAUUCGUGGUUGUGUGAUCCUGAAGUGCAGGGAAUAAUGAUUUCUCAUCUGCCGCCUAAGAUGUGGGAUGAGGUAGAACGUUGGAGGCAGAACUCGGGCCUCACCAAACGACCUUCUCAGCCAGAGUCCUCAACUGGCAGAGUCAAGAAAAGUGCAAAACUCAAAAGAAAGGAGCAGGAAUCCCGUGAUUGGGGGGAUGCAGCAAGACGGCUAGAGGAAGGAGCCAUUGAUAUGAGCCAUGGCGAUCCUCUGUUCAGAUUGAUGCAAUCUUUGGCCUCUUGGUGGAAACAACGAUUCAAGAUCACAGCUCCUGGGCUAAGAAAAUGGGGCUACAUGGCAUUGGAGAGGCUGGACAGGUUGACAAAGGCAUAUAAGGACGAAUAUGCUGACUGCAGUCGCUUUGGAGAAAGAGUAGCAAGCCUAGAUGAGUUUCGGCAGUGUGCGAUGAAAUGCGAAGGAAGCAGGGAUAUCGGGGCGCAGUUAUUCACUGGGCUACUGCGAGGUCUUGGACUCGAGGCCAGGAUGGUUGCCAGUUUACAACCCUUGGGCUUUGGCUGGAACCGCUUGGAGGAUGCGGAUCUAGAGCCUGAGCUGGCAGAGCUGGAUAUGAAAAUUGCAAAACUCGCAAAGACCACCGACGAAACCAGUGUAAAAAAGACAAACAAAACAAAGGCCAAAUCUGCAGCAACUCGUUCGAAGCGACAGCAGUCAAGUCGUGCCGCGGCCGCUACGGAGACCGCCUCAGACGAAAUAGAUGAUUUGCAAAGAGAGUAUACUGACACAGACGAUGAACCGGUUGUGGUAAUGCAGGUAACUCCAAAAGAGUCCAAAACACCUGUUAGCAAAUUUGAUUCAGAUUUGGAAUAUCCCCAUUACUGGGCAGAGGUUCUGUCUCCAGUAACGAACAAAUACCUGUCUGUUGAUCCGAUUGUGAAGAGCCUCAUCGCAACGAAUCGAGAAAUCACCGAGGCGUUUGAGCCCCGGGGUCAAAAGGCAGAGAAAGCUCGGCAGGUCACGGCUUAUAUUGUCGGAUACUCUCCUGACGGGACGGCAAAGGACGUGACGGUCAGGUACCUGAAAAGGCAAGUGGUUCCUGGCAGGACAAAGGGCGUGCGAAUGCCAAUAGAAAAGGUGCCAAUUUACAACCGCCAUGGAAAAGUGAAGCGUUACGAAGAGUUUGACUGGUUCAAGUCUGCCAUGUCGGGAUACAGGAGAGGAACAAAAGCUUAUCCAAUCACCGAAAUAGAUGACGAUGAAGAUUCAAACGACCUGAAGCCGGCAAGGCCGGAAAAGAAGGAGGUAAAAGAGGGCGAAGAGACUCUUCAGUAUUACAAACAAUCUAAAGAAUUCGUCCUUGAAAGACACUUGAAGCGGGAAGAGGCUUUGAAACGAGGCGCUCUACCUGUGAAAAAAUUCAAGAAUAAGGCGAAGGGGGGCAAAGCAGAGGAGGAAGAUGUUUACCUGCGAUCAGAUGUUCUCCAGGUCAAGAGUGCAGAGACGUGGCACAAACAGGGGCGCGCUCCUCUUGCAGGAGAGCAGCCGCUGAAGCGAGUUCCGUACCGCGCAGCAACAACCAAUCGACGGAGAGAAAUUCUCGAGGCCGAGGCUGCCACUGGGCAAAAGGCUUUGCAAGGGUUGUAUAGUUAUGAGCAGACGGACUGGAUUAUUCCACCUCCUAUCAAGGACGGCAUUAUUCCGAAAAACGAGUACGGGAACAUCGAUCUCUUCGUCGAGCACAUGUUACCCGAAGGCGCCGCGCAUGUUCCAUUCCGAGGCGCGAUGAAGGUAUGCAAACGCCUCAAGAUCGACUAUGCAGAGGCUGUUGUCGACUUUGAGUUUGGACAUCGAAUGGCUGUCCCCGUUAUUCAAGGCGUUGUCAUUGCAGAGGAGUUUCACGACGAGGUCAUGGCUGAACUUGAAAAGGACGAGGCAGAGCGCAGGAGAAAGGAGGAUGAGAAACGGCGCAAAGCUGCUUUGGGGCAGUGGCGGAAAUUUAUCAUGGGGCUGCGAAUCGUCGAGAGGAUACGACAGGAGUACGGCGAGGUUGAUGAGAGUGUGUCAGUGUUUGGACACAGUAAAGACGUUGCCUCGAAACCCCAUGCACAUGCUGCGGCUGCAACCCAAGAUGAGGACAUGGCUGGCGGAUUUCUUCCAGAAGGUUAUGAGGAAGAACAUGAAGAAGAGCAGCAUCAUACGUCGAGUUUCUUUCCAGUUGGGGAUGACGAGGAUGACGCUGGCGACGAUGGGGGCUUGACUAUUGAGCAUCACUGA
Molecule: messenger RNA, 2781 nt
Organism: Metarhizium acridum CQMa 102
Lineage: Eukaryota; Fungi; Ascomycota; Sordariomycetes; Hypocreales; Clavicipitaceae
Biological process (GO): mismatch repair; nucleotide-excision repair
Cellular component (GO): XPC complex; nucleus; cytoplasm
Molecular function (GO): single-stranded DNA binding; damaged DNA binding
Source: RefSeq, a predicted model, not a curated record